UGCGCCAAAAAUAACACGAUUAAAGCAUUUUGCCGUAUUCGUUGGAGAUGGCCACGCCGCUUCUCUCUCGCUCGCCUUCUUUUCCACCUGCCCACACUAUCUCCGUAAAUCAUUUCUGCAACUGCCCUUUUCGUACAGAAUACACACUUAUCCUUUAGGCGCCUUCAACGUCAAUCUCAGCCCCAUAGCAGAAGGAAAUUAAAAAAGAAAGAAGAAAGGGAAAACAAGUUUCAUUUGCAGUGAAACAGAAAGAAAUAUCUAAUUUUUUUUGCGGCGUGUAUAGGUUUACUAAUGGCGGGUGGGUAUAUAGCGGAUGAGGACUACGAUUGCUUGUUCAAGGUGGUUUUGAUAGGGGACUCUGGUGUGGGAAAAUCGAAUCUGCUUUCUCGAUUUACCCGGAGUGAGUUCAGCCUCACGUCAGAGAAAACCAUUGGCCUCCAGUUCACCACUCGCAUUCUCUGUGUCGACGACACAAAAGUCAAGGCUCAGAUUUGGGAUACCGCCGGCCAAGAAAGAUACCGAGCCCCCGCAAGUGCAUACUACCGAGGAGCUAUUGGUGCAUUGCUUGUAUAUGAUGUUACCCGCCAUGUUACAUUUGAAAGUGUAGAGAGGUGGUUAAAAGAGAUACGGGAUCACACAGAUCAAAAUAUUGUCAUAAUGCUGGUGGGAAACAAGGCAGACUUACAUCACUUACGUGUUGUUUCUACCGAGGAUGCAAAGGCGUUUGCUGAUAAGGAGGGCACCUACUUUAUGGAGACAUCAGCUCUCGCGUCAUUGAAUGUUGAGAACGCCUUUACGGAAGUACUCAGCCAGAUACCUCAUCAUGUUGCCUGUCGAAAAGCGCCUGAGGUAGGGUAUUAUGACUACGAUUAUUUGUUCAAGAUGGUGUUGAUAGGUGAUUCUGGUGUGGGAAAAUCGAAUCUGCUUUCUCGAUUUACCCGGAAUGAGUUCAGCAUCGAGCCAAAGUUAACUGUUGGCCUUCAGUUCGCCAGUCGCAUGCAACGUGUCAACAACCAAGUAGUCAAGGCUCAAAUUUGGGAUACUGCCGGCCGAGAAAGAUACCGAGCCCCCGCAAGUGCAUACUACCGGGGAGCUAUUGGUGCAUUGCUUGUAUAUGAUGUUACCCGCCAUAUUACAUUUGAAAAUGUAGAGAGGUGGUUAAAAGAGCUACGGGAUCACACAGAUCAAAAUAUUGUCAUAAUGUUGGUGGGAAACAAGGCAGACUUACAUCACUUACGUGUUGUUUCUACCGAGGAUGCAAAGGCCUUUGCUGAGAAGGAGGGUGCCUACUUUGUGGAGGCAUCAGCUCUCCAAUCAUUGAAUGUUGAGAUUGCCUUUACUGAUGUAGUCACGCAGAUACAUCAUUAUGUCCGUCGAAAAGCGCUUGAGGUAGGGGAUGAUCCGUCGGCCUUGCCAAAGGGGGAAACCAUAAACGUUGGAGGCAAGGAUGGUGUCUCCGCCUAAACUAAAGCAGAUCCGAUCACUUUGCAAUGAUCCAUCAUUGCGCUCUGCCCUUAUGGCUAGCUCACUACAAUCCAAAUAAUGUAUCUAUAUGAUCUAGCUUUUCAUGAUUCUGUGUUUUCGCCCUUUGUGAAAUUUAGCUUGAACUCAGUAAAUAAUUGCAGCAUAGUCUCUUAUCCUUCGUUUUUUCCUGAUCUGAUGUGUGCGGUCUGCCUUUCUGGCGUGCUCGUGUUUUCUCUGAGCAUUGCAUUUCAUUUGUUCGCAGCUUGUUUUUCGCCAAACGAGCGGGCCAAUGAACUGUGUUGAUUUUUCUUUUAUAUAGCUUGUGUAAGAGGAGAUUAUUCAAUAGGGGAAACCCAGUUCUUCAAACCUGGGUGGCAAAUGAACAUUGUGUUUUCUUUAUUCUCCUAUGAUUACAUGUUACAUGUAUAUUUUUUGAGUUAAUGUAAGAUUUAAUAUUGGAAUAUUCUUUCAA
Messenger RNA from Ipomoea triloba (trilobed morning glory), 1936 nucleotides. RefSeq names its product ras-related protein Rab11B-like. Lineage: Eukaryota; Viridiplantae; Streptophyta; Magnoliopsida; Solanales; Convolvulaceae. The record is from RefSeq and is a predicted model, not a curated record. The transcript has 3 exons. Gene Ontology annotation, cellular component: endosome. Gene Ontology annotation, molecular function: GTPase activity; GTP binding. Bases 292 to 1464 code for a protein of 390 amino acids.